Molecule: messenger RNA, 3373 nt
Organism: Amphibalanus amphitrite
Lineage: Eukaryota; Metazoa; Arthropoda; Thecostraca; Balanomorpha; Balanidae
Product: homeotic protein proboscipedia-like
Exons: 2
Coding region: 520-2388 (622 amino acids)
Biological process (GO): regulation of DNA-templated transcription
Molecular function (GO): DNA binding; DNA-binding transcription factor activity, RNA polymerase II-specific
Source: RefSeq, a predicted model, not a curated record
ACGUGACGCGUUGCGUGCGCUCGGCGGCGGCGGCGGCGGCGGCGGCCGCUCGUCAGCUGAGUGGGCCGUCACAUGGCUGGUGGGCCGCCGCGUGCGCCGCGCUGCAAUAUUCAUACCGGCGUGGCCGCGGUGAGACGCGAGGCGGCGGCCGCGGGGGUGCGCUCCGGACGGCCGCGAAGAAUCGUGAUUCGGGAGAGACUUGAAGAACCGUGAUUCCCUGUGGACUCGUGAACACUCGUCUGGGCUCGUGACCGUUCGUGAGGAUUCGUGAUUCUGUUUCGUGAAUACCCGUGUGCCACUCUUUCAUUUUGGUCCACAACCGAUCCGGCCGUCUCAAGGACCACACCAUUCCGACGUGAAGGACACCAGUGACAAAAACUCGUCUCAAACCCACGACCGUGACUAACCGUGAUAUCCAACCCCACCGUUCCGCCACCGCCCUUCCGCGCGGAAUGUUCUGCGCCUACUCUCGCGCAACCCUACGGUAGCAGCGUCCGAGUGCUAUGCGCGCCGGGCGGCAUGGCGACUUCUGAGACGGGCUUCAUCGGAUCUCAGCCCUCGAUGGCCGAGUACAUGUGCUCCAUCAACCCGCUGCUGCAGGAGACGCUGCCGGAGAUGACGCCGCUGGGGGCGCCGGCCGGCUUCCUCGACGACAUGGGCGCCGGCAUGCAGGACGUCACCGAGUAUCCCUGGAUGAAGGAGAAGAAGCCGCAGAAGAAGGCGCAGCCAGCUGCCGUGCAAGAGAACGGACUGCCGCGCCGCCUGCGCACUGCCUACACCAACAACCAGCUGCUCGAGCUCGAGAAGGAGUUCCACUUCAACAAGUACCUGUGUCGGCCGCGCCGGAUCGAGAUCGCCGCCAGCCUCGACCUCACCGAGCGGCAGGUGAAGGUCUGGUUCCAGAACCGGCGCAUGAAGCACAAGCGGCAGACGCUGACGAAGAACGGUGACUCGGAGGAGGAGCGAGCCCUGCAGAAGGUGGAGAAGCAGCGGUGCGAGGAGGAGUGCGGCGUCAACGGCUUCUGCCGAGCCCCCGACCUGCCGCCCGACUACCAGAAGCGCCUCAUCGAGAAGACCGAGGAGAUGAAGAGCGAGAGGAACAACAACAACAGCAGCACCGAGGACACUCAGCAGGCCAGUCCGGAGGCGGUGACGCCUGCAGCGACGGCGGCGGCGGCGGCGGCGGAGGCGGCAGCCAGUCCAGCGGAGGACACAGUGUCCGGCUCGGAGAGUCGUCGCGACUCACCGAGACCAGGCCCCGAGAGUCCGGCGGGCUUCUCGCCCACGUCUCUGCAAGGAGCCGGCUCGCCCGAAACCAUGGCCUCGCCUCCGGCAGAUAUGGUGUCCGCGGGACCCGCUCCGAACCCCACUGCCUCGGCCAGCGCCGCCGGUGGUCCAGUGGGUCAGGUCGCCGGUCCGAUGGGUCACAUCAGCGGUCCCGUGGGUCCCGUUGGUCCUGUCGGACCGGUCGGACCUGUGGCGGUCGCCGCUGGUCAGUUCGCCGGGGCUGUCUCUCCACCUGCGGCUGCUCCCGCCGCCCAGGUAUCGCCCGGAGUCCCGCCAGUCCCGCCGCAAGUGCCACCGCCAGCCGCGGCGUAUGUGGCGCAGCCGGCGCGAGCGGCGCGCCACCCGCAGACGUAUGCGGCGCACCAGCAGCAGUACCAGAGACCGGACCAGGCGGCGGUCUACUACCAGCAGUACGGUGGGUUCCCCGCCGGGGGCGGGCGGCCAGGGCCGAGCGGCUACCCGACCCAGGGGUACCCGACGACCGCCCGAGGCCCGCGACCCGCCGCCGCCGCCGCCGCCGCAGGACAGUACCCGUACCAGCGCGGCUACAGUGAUGGAUACGGCGACCAGUACGCCGGGUACGGCCGGCCGUGCCCCGGCUACGACCAAUCCGGCGGGCAGUACAUGCAGUACGGCGAGUACACCGGGUACCAGAACGGCUACGCCGUGCACGCCACGGCCGCUCAGCAGCAGCAGGGCUACGUCCAGUACGCUGCCAACAGCUACGGACCGCAGUACGCCGCCGUGGCCAAAUCGACCGGCUACGUCACGACCGGGCACAAAAUGUGUCCAGUGGAGUACGCGGCGCCCGUGCCUCCGAAGGCGGCGAUGGACUAUAAGACGCAGGGCACGCCAGAGGAGGUACAGAAAAUCGCCGAGUUCACCGCCAAGGGUGACCCAAAGCACGCCGCUUUCUACGGCCAGUACGGCGAGCACGGCGGCGGCUACGGCGAGUACGCCGCGGGGUCGGGAUCUCAGGCGAGCGCCGAGUACGGCUACUUCGACAGCAGCGGCGACAGCACCGCCACCGACUUCAACUUCUUGUCGAAACUGAUGACGGACGAUUCGUCGCACUACUUCCCAACGAUCUGCAAGGAGUAGCGACUGCCGCUGUGUGGGCUGUUGUAUGCUGUAGUGGCGGCAGCGUCAGCUGCGACGCUGACGACGAUGGUGGAAGCUUCUGGCUAACAGGGUCACUGUGUGGUAGGCAGUCUGAUGCGUGAUGCUGGGACCUCCCGUUCUUGGGACGAGGUCCUGCAAGAGACGGUGCUAGGCUGGCGAUAGCCGCGUGGCAAAGGUGCGAUACAAAGUGUGGGCUUUACUGAAGGGCGCUCUGAGAAGCAGGCAGUAUUAUUCGGUGACGUAGACAGUGAUUGAGACAGCUGGACUGGGGAGUCGGACGUCGAGUGGGGGCCGCGGAUUCCCUGGAAGUUGGAGGCGGCACUCGUGACUUGGGUUCUCCGCGGAGCUGUGUUAGAUUGUUUCUUAUGCUGUCGUCAUGUCUGAGUGAGGGUCGAGUUGAACUUGAUCCAUAAUGACCGUGAUCAGAACGUUGGCACCAUUGUCAGAGGCGCACUAUCUCGCUGUUUGUUUUAUAUUUAACUGGUAUUUUCAAUGUGUAACUUCUUCAUGCUUUUUGAACGCGCUUCUAAUUCAGUUUGUUGUACUUCUUAUUUUGUUACUGCUCGUAUUUAAGGACUCGCUGAUCUUAUUCUGCGUUGCGUGUAAUACUCUCUGGCAAUUCCUAGCUAACCAGCAACACUUGGCUAUCCGCGCGACCUGCGCCACUGACCCCACGACUCACGCCUUGCCGCGGACUGACUGCGCCGCGUUCGGCGCCCCAGGCAUAUUCGCGACGCACGGCUCGCCCAAGGCGACCCUGGCGGUCACACAGACUAGAAUAGCGCCGGCCGGGCGGCGGCGAGCGAAUGCCCUAACUAGAGACGUUUGGAUGUUAUCGUUGCAGGGUGCACGGGACGCGUGAUCGGCGCGCAGUGAGCGCUCGCUCGGGGCAAUAGGCAACCUGAUUGUUGUGUCGUUUGUGGCUGGUCAUGUGGCAAUGCGUGAAAUAAAACAUCGGUGAACA